UCUGAGCCUUAGGGCGACCGUGAAGGCGGCAGCCGUUGACCGCCCCCACUGCUGCUGAACGAGCAGGAGCUGAGGAGAAGCAGCCGGGGCGGCAGACUGCGGGCUAACUUUGUCUUCCCUCUGGCUUCCGCCCACAGAGCCAACAGGUCCCUGUUUUCUGUUAUGCUCCAGUGCCGCCGCUUUUGCGUGGAACUCGCACCUGGACUCGAGGCGUUACGGGCGGUCACCUGCUCUCGUGACAUUUUGGUUAAUUUGAAGAGAUACGACGAGGAGGAAGAAAAGGGAAGGGAGGGAGGGACAGGGCGGACCACUCCAAAGUUGACACUUCGUCGUUAUGUUUGUUACUUGUUGAGUGAGCCGUGCGAGCGUACACAACUCGUCAGCCUUUGUGGGCAGCGCGCGGCCAACACCUGAGAACAGGUAGGGAGGGUCUCGUGUAAGCACCAUGAAGCAGUGACAGCCCCGGAGCAGAGAUGGCAGAGCUGGAGAUUGACCAGUCCAACCUUCCACGUGUCCAAGAAGUGUGCCAGAACUUUGCUGUGCUGGAGGAUGGAGUGUUGGCACACAGCCUGCAGGAGCAGGAGAUUGAGCAAUACUACACCACCAACAUCCAGAAGAACCAGCUGGUGCAGAAUGACAUCCGUGUGGCGAAGAGGCUGCAGGACGAGGAAGAGGAGCGGCGCGCGCAGCAGAGCGCCCUCAUCAGACAAGCCUCCAGACAAAUAGAGGAGCAGGACUUUGAGUAUGCUCAGGUGAUUCAGGAGGAGCUCCAACGGAGUGCAGAGGAGGCCCGCAGGAGGGAGCAGGAUGACGAGGAAAUUGCUAAACGACUGCAGGAAGAGGAGGAGCAGAGGGUCAGCCGCAGGAGCAGAGCUCAGGAAUCUCACAGUGAAGGCAGCUCCAGUGACCCUGAGCUGCUGUCCCCACACCAGCACGCGCUCAGCAGUCUUAACUGGGACGAGCAGUACUCACCCACCACCACCAGGUGGCGCUCUACCUCACACGACCGUCCGGAUUUCACCGGGCCUCAAACCGGCUCCCCCAGAGGCGUAGCAGCUCAGAAAAACACAACCUCAUGGUCAAACCAAGGACACACCUAUUCCAUCAGGCAAAUGAGGAGUGAUUCCAGAGAGCCUUUGACCGAAGACUCGGAGGACUCAGACACAGUUUUCACUGAGCGCCUCUCACUUUGGUCCCAGAGAUUGUAUGAAAGAGUCAAAACGGCACCUGAACAACAGCGGGCAUCUUUCCGUCCGCCUCACAGGAAAAAUUACAGGAGUCUGGGCUCUCCCAGCCGCGUCCCAGAGGAGUUCAAAGGCUGGGAAGAGGAGCCGGAGGAGGGGUGCCGUAAUCAUGAUCUACAAAGGAGAAAACCCAGGCAUCCGGAUCAGGAGGGGAGCCACAGAGAUGCGCGCGAGGGCUGGCUCUGGGAUGAGGGCUCUGACUGUAAAAUUGCGGAGGCCAGAGAAAGGCGGCGGCGCCGCAGUGAGUCGGUCAGAACUUACGACAGGAGCAGGCACAGAAACGGGGGUUUGGCCAGAACCUGGAGCCACAAGGACAGCCCCGACAAACGCGUCCACUUUCAGGAGGACGGCAGGGGGCCUUGCAGGCAGCAGAGCGAAAGCAGCCAGGUAUGGGAGAUGCUGGGCCACAUACUCAGGGAGAGGGGCGUGCCUGUGAGGUUUGGCGGCGGCGGGGGGGCGCCGCUGCAAAUACGGCCUCAAAGCAGAGACAGCCAGGUGCUUCACGGGAGCCAGGUCUCCUGCGGCGACUCCCAACCACAUCAGAGAGCCUUUCAGAGAGCUGCUAGCACCAGGCACAGUUUCCAUGGCGAUAUCAGGGAGAGGAGGAGACUGUCACGCCGAGAAAAUAGUGGGAGAGAUCACAGAGGGGAUGGAGCCGGGCUCCAUGAUAAUGGAGAGGUGCAUGAGGAUAGUCACAGAGGCCCCUCCGUGGCUAACACCGAGAGACUGGGCAGCAGAAGGUGGAAAGAGCACAAAUACACCAACAGUGAGGAGGAUGGAAGGAGCCACGGCAGUGACGCAGGCGUCAGGAGGAAUACGAGCAGGCGCUGGCACCAGAUCACAGAGCAAAGGUUAAGCUCAGAGGAGCAGCAGCAGGUGGACAGCCGGCUAGAGCGGCCCAGACGGACAGCCCUCCAGCAUAGCCAAAGCCUCAGCCUCAGCAGCAGCAGGGCCUCUGCCAGCCAUAGCUCCCAGCACGUAGCAGCAGCCUCUGUGGAGCAAGAGUCAAGCGAAGCAUGUCUGGACCUGGGGGAGUUGCACCAAGUCCUCCUGGAUGAAGAACUGGCCCGUAAGCUGCAGGAGGAAGAAGAAAAGCUCUUGAGGAGAAGCCCGCAGCAGGUUGCACACGGUCACUAUCCAGAGGGGGACUUCAGAGUCGCACAGGUCGCCCAGGACGAGGAAAUCGCUCAUUUUAUGCAGAAACAGGAAAUCAAAUCUAAGCGUCAAUCUCGUGAACUGGAGGGCCCGGCCUCAUGGCGUGGGCAGAGAGAGAUGAGCCACCACGACCGACGGGCUGCCAGAGACAGACAGGUCCAGCGAGAGAGGCUGGACUCAGAGGGCCUCCCCUCCCCGACCGAGGACUGCUCCCCAGACAUGCAGCCUCCCUCCCCCAUCUCCACCACUCUAAAAGCACAGCAGAUUAGGAACAUUGCAGAGGAGCUGGACCCCACCUUCCAGGCCAGGAAGCAAGGCACAGAGAGCCUCCGGCCUAGACAGACAGGUCCAGCAUGCGGCUCGCUUCCUGUGCCUUCCUCCGGCUUGCAUGACUUCCUUGAGGAGCCCACCUUCAUCCCACCAACAAAGCGGCAAACCGAAAAGCCGGGACGGAGCAAACCCAAAGAGAAGAAGGAGAACUGCAAGCAACAGUAAUCGCUGGUCAAUCACGUUAGAGGGAAUUAUCAGUUCAUUUCGAGUUCUCAAGCUUUUCUACUUUAAUGUUGAGAAUUGUUGAAAAACAGCCAAUCCCAAUAGCACAGCCAAUAGCACUUUAGAGCAGUGGAGCAAACACUAAAAUAUUCUUCAGUUAACUGGCUGGGACUUUUCAGUGGUGAGAAUUUGGGUUUUCUGACUUCACAUACAUGCACUUAGGGGUGUUUUUUGUUUUAAAUCUUACUUUGCCAUCAAUCGGCACACCGUUAGAAACCAAAAUGAACCCUUUACCAUCACCUACGCAUUGUCCAAAUGUGAUGUGAACAUUUGGGGAUUGUGUUUAAAGCCAUAAACAUUUGCUCUGCUCUUUUCUAAGAGGACGAAAAGCGAAGACACAAAGACCUGACCCACAGGUUUCUGACAAAGCUUCUGCUUUUAAUGUGUUUUUAAUGUCAACUGUACAGUGACAAUCACAGUCUGUUUUCUACUUGGGGAAAAAAACAGAAAUACUCUUUAUGUGACAUCAAGAUU
This is a messenger RNA of Menidia menidia (Atlantic silverside), 3425 nucleotides long. The record is from the annotation of a GenBank genome assembly. Lineage: Eukaryota; Metazoa; Chordata; Actinopteri; Atheriniformes; Atherinopsidae.